Castor canadensis (American beaver) is the source of this 2264-nucleotide messenger RNA. It is a transcript of the gene Xiap, whose product is annotated as X-linked inhibitor of apoptosis. Gene Ontology annotation, cellular component: cytoplasm; nucleus. Gene Ontology annotation, molecular function: cysteine-type endopeptidase inhibitor activity involved in apoptotic process; ubiquitin protein ligase activity. Gene Ontology annotation, biological process: negative regulation of apoptotic process; positive regulation of protein ubiquitination; positive regulation of canonical Wnt signaling pathway. The record is from RefSeq and is a predicted model, not a curated record. Lineage: Eukaryota; Metazoa; Chordata; Mammalia; Rodentia; Castoridae.
GUGGCGUGGCCUGGGCCAAGGAGACUGACGGACUGUGCCAGGUGACUCUUUUGAGGCCCAGACGUGGACGCACUCCGUUCCGGACUCCGGGUUCCGUGGGGAACCGGGCUGGUUGGUGGAGGCGAAGGAACGAAGGGACUUCCGUUUCCUUCUCCUAGGCAGGGGCCGAGAGCGGAGUUGGCAUUUCCAGAUUGGGCUUGGGCCGCUCCUCCUCCGGGACCCUCCCCUCGGGACCGAGCUGAUCGCCGCUGGCGGUUGAGGCCGGCUCUCUCAGCGCGAAAAGGUGGACAAGUCCUAUUUUCAAGAGAAGAUGACUUUUAACAGUUUUGAAGGAUCUAAAACUUGUGUACCUGCAGACAUCAAUAAAGAUGAAGAAUUUGUAGAAGAGUUUAAUAGAUUAAAAACUUUUGCUAAUUUUCCAAGUAGCAGUCCUGUUUCAGCAUCAACACUGGCACGAGCAGGUUUUCUUUAUACUGGUGAAGGAGAUACUGUGCGUUGCUUUAGUUGUCAUGCAGCAGUAGAUAGAUGGCAAUAUGGAGACUCAGCAGUUGGAAGACACAGGAAAGUAUCCCCAAAUUGCAGAUUUAUCAAUGGGUUUUAUUUUGAAAACAGUGCUGCACAAUCUACAAAUCCUGGUGUCCAAAAUGGUCAAUACAAAACUGAAAACCAUCUGGGAAGCAGGAAUCAUUUUGCUCUAGACAGACCAUCUGAGACUCAUGCAGACUAUCUUUUGAGAACUGGACAGGUUGUAGAUAUCUCAGACACUAUAUACCCAAGGAAUCCUGCUAUGUGUAGUGAAGAAGCUAGAUUAAAGUCAUUUCAGAACUGGCCAGACUAUGCCCACUUAACCCCCAGAGAGUUAGCUAGUGCUGGACUCUACUACACAGGUGUUGACGAUCAAGUGCAGUGCUUUUGUUGUGGUGGAAAACUGAAAAAUUGGGAACCUUGUGAUCGUGCCUGGUCAGAACACAGGCGACACUUUCCUAAUUGCUUCUUUGUUUUGGGCCGGAAUGUUAAUAUUCGAAGUGAAUCUGAUAUUGUAAGCUCUGAUAGGAAUUUCCCAAAUUCAACAAAUCUUCCAAGAAAUCCAGCCAUGGCAGAGUAUGAAGCUCGGAUCGUUACUUUUGGGAUGUGGAUAUACUCAGUUAACAAGGAGCAGCUUGCAAGAGCUGGAUUUUAUGCUUUAGGUCAAGGUGAUAAAGUGAAGUGCUUUCACUGUGGAGGAGGGCUAACUGAUUGGAAGCCCAGUGAAGACCCUUGGGAACAACAUGCUAAGUGGUAUCCAGGGUGUAAAUAUCUAUUGGAAGAGAAGGGACAAGAAUACAUAAACAAUAUUCAUUUAACCCAUUCACUCGAAGAGUCUCUGGUCAGAACUGCUGAAAAAACACCAUCACUAACUCAAAGAAUUGAUGACACUAUCUUCCAGAAUCCUAUGGUACAAGAAGCCAUACGAAUGGGAUUCAGUUUCAAGGACGUUAAGAAAAUAAUGGAGGAAAAAAUUCAGACAUCUGGGAGCAACUAUUCAUCACUUGAGGUUCUGGUUGCAGAUCUAGUGAAUGCUCAAAAAGGCAAUACACAAGAUGAAUCAAGUCAGACUUCAUUGCAGAAAGAGAUUAGUACUGAAGAGCAGCUAAGGCGCCUGCAAGAGGAGAAGCUUUGCAAAAUCUGUAUGGAUAGAAAUAUUGCUGUAGUUUUUAUUCCUUGUGGACAUCUGGUCACUUGUAAACAAUGUGCUGAAGCAGUUAACAAAUGUCCCAUGUGCUACACAGUCAUUACUUUCAAGCAAAAAAUUUUUAUGUCUUAAUCUAACACCACAGUAGGCAUGUUAUGUUCUUCUUAUUACCUUGAUUGAAUGUGUGAUGUGAAGGAACUUUGAGUAAUCAACAUUGAAUACCAUUAGCAUUUGCUACCAAGUGGGACAAAAUGUAAACGGCAGUGUUUUAGUUGGCAAUCUAAACUUUGAAUUUCUGGAUUUUUCAGGUUAUUAGCUGUAUCAUUUAUCCAAUUUUUUGUUAUUCAAUUGAAACCAUAGACUAAGAUGCAUUUUAUUAUAGCUGAUGACAAUGUGUAUCUGUCGUAUACUGACUUAGAUUUUAUGUAUGAGUGAAUUGAUCAUCGGAAUAUUUUACUCCUUUCAGAUAGGCUCGACAAAUGCAGCAUUCUGUAUAAACGUGGAGAUGAGAGUUAAUCUCCCCAAUCACAUAAUUUGUUUUGUGUGAAAAAGGAAUGAACUGUUCCACACUGGUGGAAAGAUAGAGAUUAUU